CCUAAAUCCUAACAUCUAAGUGCAAACACUGUGAACGAUGGCUGACUACUACAAUGUACUAGGCGUGCAAAAAACCGCCACGAACGAGGACAUCAAAAAGGCAUAUAGAAAAUUGGCAUUGAGAUGGCAUCCAGACAAAAACCCUGAAAACCUGGAAGAAGCGAACAAGAGAUUCAAAGAAAUAUCCGAGGCGUACGAAGUCUUAAUUGACGAAAGGAAAAGAAGCACCUACGAUCAAUAUGGAAAGGGAGGACUUCAAACGCGAUGUGCUGAGAGGCAAUGCAGGACCGACAUUAAUGCACACUUCAAUAUUCCACCUUUCAUGUUUAGACCCCCUGAGGAAGUAUUUAGAGAAUUCUUUGAUGCUCCUCUCGAGAACCUGAUCUCUAACCUUAUUAGAAUCGGUGUACCCAGCAGACUCAACAGGCAUAGUCAUUCAAGCAGAAGCAGGACGCCGGGAUUCUUUGGCCCGUUAGGAGCUGCUCCUCGCUUUGCUAUCCCAUCAUUAUUGCGGCAACACAAUGUGUUUCGACGUCUGCCAGGAAACUUGACCUGGUACAAUGCGAGUAGAGGCCGCGUUACUUAUUGUAUGAGACAGAUAAGUGUUUCAACUAAAUUUGUCAACGGCAAAAAGAUCACCAUCAAAAAGAUUCGCGACGGUGAAAAGGAAACAAUAUUGACGUACGAGAAUGAUGUGCUAAAGAUGAGUACGGUGAACGGCGUGCAACUCCCAAUAAGAUAAAAUUAAAUCACUUCUCUAUCAAAAACGUUCGCCUGAUCAGCUUGGAUUCAGCUUGGAAAUUGAGAAAUUCCUGUCAUCGUGUCACGUUUGCGAGUAAUAUUUCUGCACUCUACCUGCUGUGUUUCUCCUACCUAUCUACCUGAUAAUAAUAUAAAAAAAAAGGAAAGAGAAGAGAGCGUAAUCGUCACCGCGGCUAAUUUAACAAUUCAAAAUAUCCUUGUGUCUCUUAUUUAUAUUGUUUUUUCAUCAAUUUACUUUGUUUUAUCUAUUUUACUUAUUUUAUCGUUGAAAUAUUAUGUUAGAAAAUUUAAAAAUUUAAAUGUAAUAGUGUUGCUGAUCGAUGCACUUCUCCACACAUUGUACAAGAGAACAAUAAAAUACAUGUCGAAUUAGAAUUGGAAUUUUGGGGCGUUCGAUGACCCUUAACUCAAUUUAUAUAGCUAAUGUUUAUUGGUAUGUCACGUCCCGCGCUGCGCACGCGCCGUAACGUAGACUAAAACUACCAAUAGCGCGAGUGAGCGUUCCAAUUUGAAAUUUAAAUAAAUUUUAACAAUUUGUAUAGAAACCAAAUUCGAGCCUCAC
Molecule: messenger RNA, 1324 nt
Organism: Bombus huntii
Lineage: Eukaryota; Metazoa; Arthropoda; Insecta; Hymenoptera; Apidae
Product: dnaJ homolog subfamily B member 6-like
Exons: 5
Coding region: 38-742 (234 amino acids)
Molecular function (GO): Hsp70 protein binding
Source: RefSeq, a predicted model, not a curated record